Cylicocyclus nassatus is the source of this 1369-nucleotide messenger RNA. Lineage: Eukaryota; Metazoa; Nematoda; Chromadorea; Rhabditida; Strongylidae. The record is from the annotation of a GenBank genome assembly.
CAACGCACUCACAUUCAGUCGACUACCGGCAGCCAAGCACGAUGGGAGAAGAGGAUUACCGUGAGGACGAAUCUCGACCACGCAAGAGAUGGACGUUGGAGCAGUUGAAAAGCGGCAACACGUUCCUGUCGAUGCAGGCCGCUACCAACAAGUUCGACUCCCAGAGUGGAAUGACGGCACCUGGAAUGCCAAGAUGGAAUAUCGUUCGUGAUAAACAGCUCGGUUAUAUUGAACCUGAUCGCCGUUCGGAGAAUGUUCUGCGAGUACAAUGCGGAACAAAUCAGUAUGCAUCCCAAAAAGGUGAAACGCCAAUCGGAGCAAGUCGAUUCCAGGUACCAAAAGUGUCCUACAAGAAGGAAUGGGAAACCAUUCUGGACAAAGAAGGCGAGAAAAUUAUUCCAAAACAAUCUGGAGAUUAUGGACUCGCUACACAGGCUGGAGAGGUGUCUAUGGGAGCACAUCGUAAUCAAGUGGCAAACGUGCGCGGACGUCUUCCGCAUGAUCGCCGCACCCAUGGAGUGCUGGUUUUCCAAAAUGGAACGAACAUCUUCGCUUCUCAAACGGGAAUGUCAGCUCCGCCCGGUAUCGGCGCCGUACGACAAGCGACACAGCGAAUUGAAGGCUUGGAUAUGACGGAGGACCAACAACGUCGUGGUACCGAGUUUACUCCGUGGUACUCAGGUCAGAACAAGUUCGCAACCCAAGCCGGUAGCGGAGGUUUCCUAAAAGUUCGAGACGUUCUUCCUCAUACCGUGGGUGGCAAAGAGAUUGAAGAGGACAUGAAGCAGAAGUCCGAAGGAAUUGUUCCUCUUCAAUCUGGUACCAACAAGUUAGCCUCUCAGAGAGGAAUGACUGGCUUCGGUACGCCAAGAAACACUAUGUUGAAAUCUGGAUGGAAGAAGGAAUGGAUUGAGGAGUACGAGUUGGCGCUGAAAGAGUGGGAGGAGUCCAAACCGCCAGGUAGUGCGUCCAGCGCCGAUCCUUUCGGACACUACAAGAAGAAGUUCGAGGAAAGGGAGUCAUCGCGCCAAUCAGAAGUUGACACUCAGUCGAAGGCUGCAGAAGAAGAGAAGGAGGAAGAAGAAGAGGAGGAAGAGGAAGAAGAAGAGGAAGAAGAGGAGGAGGAAGAGGAGGAGGAAGAAGAAGAGUAGACUAUUCGAGUCCACUUUCCCCUUAAAAACCUAUUUCAUUGAUCGCCUGUAUAAAAUGACGUAGUCAUUGAGCGCACAUCUAUGUGUUACGUAACUAUGCGACCAUUUUCUGUAGUUGUGCUAUGGCAGUUGAAAUACAUCUUUGGAGACCGAUGUUGAACAGUUCAAGAUCUGAGUGUAGUUACAACAUUGUGACAGUAAAUAAAUAAUAAUCAGUA